AUGAUCACCUCCACAAAGCGCAGAGUCCUGGAUGGACUGAACCGGCGGUAUAUCUACGGUCGCGUGCCACUUCUGCACACCAUAAUCCUCAUCAUCGAGAUGGCUGUUGCUGCGCGCAUUGCCAGCAAGUUUAAUUCCUACUAUGCCGAGAAGCCAGUCCUCACAACGAUGGUCACCAACGCUGUCUUGGGAGGUGUCGCCGAUACGGUGGCGCAACUGAUCACAGCCGUCCAAGCUCGUCGAGCACAGGGGUCCCGCGAGCAUAGCGACUUCAUUUCCAUCGAGUUUCACGAUCUGGACAAAGGCAGGCCGCCAGUCCUUGGUGAACUCGGUGCCGCGAUGCCCUCACCGGCACCGUUUGACUUCGAACGGGUCACUCGCUUCAUGGCUUAUGGCUUCUUCAUGGCUCCGGUUCAGUUCCAGUGGUUUGGCUUCCUGUCGCGUGCGUUCCCUCUCACCAAGGUGAACCCCAGUGUUCCGGUGUUCAAGCGCGUUGCCUUUGAUCAGUUGAUAUUCGCGCCUUUUGGCCUGGCAUGUUUCUUCACUUUUAUGACCAUCGCCGAGGGAGGAGGCAAGAGGGCGUUAACCCAGAAGUUCCGAGAUGUGUACUUGCCCACCUUGAAAGCAAACUUUGUGCUCUGGCCCGCAGUGCAGAUUUUGAACUUCCGAGUCAUCCCCAUUCAAUUUCAAAUUCCGUUUGUUUCUUCAAUCGGUAUUGCGUGGACCGCAUACCUUUCCUUGACAAACUCGUCUGAGGAGUCCUGA
This is a messenger RNA of Penicillium oxalicum, 765 nucleotides long. RefSeq names its product Mpv17/PMP22 family protein. The coding region runs from base 1 to 765 and encodes 254 amino acids. The transcript has 6 exons. The record is from RefSeq and is a predicted model, not a curated record. Lineage: Eukaryota; Fungi; Ascomycota; Eurotiomycetes; Eurotiales; Aspergillaceae. Gene Ontology annotation, cellular component: membrane; cytoplasm.